Molecule: messenger RNA, 1171 nt
Organism: Carica papaya (papaya)
Lineage: Eukaryota; Viridiplantae; Streptophyta; Magnoliopsida; Brassicales; Caricaceae
Product: oxaloacetate tautomerase FAHD1, mitochondrial
Cellular component (GO): mitochondrion
Molecular function (GO): acetylpyruvate hydrolase activity
Source: RefSeq, a predicted model, not a curated record
AACGGGUUAAAAUGAAAUACGGUAUGGUCAGUGGCGAUGGCGUCGGCCCAGAAUCAUUCCCUAAACAAUUCAAUUCAAAGACCAUCUCCGACCCUCCUCCAUUGCUAUACUCCAGAACGAUCUCUCUUUUUAUAAAUUGACGGAACAGGGAAGCAAACUGUAGUCUAAUCAGAAACUUUCUAUUACUCAAUACACAUGGCGACAUCGGGUUUACACAAGCUCCUAAAUAUAGGCACCAAGAUCGUCGCCGUCGGGCGUAACUACGCCGCCCAUGCCAAAGAACUCGGAAACGCUGUUCCUAAGGAGCCUGUUUUGUUUCUGAAACCGACGUCGUCGUACUUAGAGAACGGCGGUACGAUUGAGGUUCCACAUCCGUUGGAAUCGCUUCAUUACGAGGUUGAGCUCGCAGUCGUGAUCGGUCAGAAAGCUCGUGAUGUACCUCAAUCCUCUGCCAUGGAUUAUGUGGGAGGCUAUGCUGUUGCACUGGAUAUGACUGCCAGAGAAAUUCAGUCUGUUGCAAAGGCUGGUGGUCUUCCUUGGACAGUCUCUAAAGGGCAGGACACGUUUACACCGAUUAGCUCUGUUCUCCCGAAAUCGAUGGUGCCUGACCCUGAUAACCUUGAACUCUGGCUAAAGGUUGAUGGUGAAGUACGACAGAAGGGCUCCACAAAAGAUAUGAUUUUUAAGAUUCCAUAUCUCAUUAGCCAUAUAAGUUCUAUCAUGACACUUUUUGAAGGAGACGUUAUAUUAACAGGCACUCCGGAAGGUGUUGGCCCUGUGAAAGUAGGCCAAAAGAUAACUGCUGGAAUAACAGGCCUCCUGGAUGUUCACUUUGAUGUAGACAAGCGUCGAAAGCCACCAACUUCUUGAUCUCAAGUGCUUCUGGCUACUGUUUGCUGGUUUUGGCAGAAACAAUCCUUUCAAAUUCUCUUCAAGGGGCUUAGCAGAGAUUAUCAGAAUAAAUGCCUGGUGAGAGCACUUUAAGAAAAUCAAAUAAUCAUCUUUUCUCCUCCAAAGCUUUGACAUUCAAAGGCAUAUGGAUUUCUUAACAUAGAACAUUUAUGUCAAUACAAUUUAUUGACUUCAUAGACAUAUAGCAUUUUGGUAACUGUGGAUCUUAUUGGGUCUAACUUUUGCAGUAAACCCCAAUAUUGAUGUGUUUCAUCCGCCA